CUGAAAUUCACUGAAAAUUCCUACAAUUUCGGCGCGAAAUCGAGAAAAAUUGCGAUUGUUGUUGUUAUUACGGCUGGAACUAGUCAGGAGAAUUAUGAAAUUGCGAUUAGUGAGUUUUUUUUUAGGGGCUUUAAGGUACUUAAGGUGAGAUUUUUGAAGAUUUUUAUGAUUUUCAGCACAAAAUUUCAGCUGAAAAUAAGUUUCUAGACCUAAAUUUCACGCUGAAAAUCAUGGAAAAGCUGAAAAUCACGAGAAAUUAAGAUUUUCAUGAUUUUCAGCACAAAAUUUCAGCCUGGAAAGUUAUUUUCAGCUAAAAAUUUCCGGUUGAUCCAUUUUUUCGGAACUUUUGUGCACAAUUUAGUUUGAAGAGUUUCUAGACUGAAAUUUUGCGCUGAAAAUCAUGAAAACGCUGAAAAUCACUAGAAAUCAAGAAUUUCAUGAUUUUCAGCACAAAAUUUCAACCUAGAACAUUAUUUUCUACAGUAAUCCCAGUUGAUCCAAUUUUUCGGAAUUUUUGGCACAAUUUUCUUUCCUGGCUGAAAUUUCGCGCUGAAAAUCCUGAGAAAGCUGAAAAUUUCUAGAAAUUGAGAUUUCCAUGAUUUUCAGCACGAAAUUUCAGCCUAGAAACUUAUUUUCAUCUAAAAAUUUCCGGUUGAUCCAUUUUUUCGGAAUUUUUGGCACAAUUUUCUACAGUACCCUUUGAAGAGUUUCUAUGCUGAAAUUUUGCGCUGAAAAUCAUGGAAUUGCUGAAUAACCCUGGAAACCAAGGUUUUCAUGAUUUUCAGCACAAAAUUUCAGCCUAGAAACUUAUUUUCAGCUAAAAAUUUCCGGUUGAUCCAUUUUUUCGGAAUUUUUGGCACAAUUUUCUUUCUAGACCAAAAUUUUGCGCUGAAAAUCAUGGAAACGCUGAAAAUUUCUAGAAAUCAAGAAUUUCAUGAUUUUCAGCACAAAAUUUCAGCCUAGAAGACUAUUUUUCUACAGUAAUCUAACAAGUUGAUCCAUUUUUUCGGAAUUUUUGGCACAAUUUUCUUUCUAGACCAAAAUUUUGCGCUGAAAAUCAUGGAAACGCUGAAAAUUUCUAGAAAUCAAGAAUUUCAUGAUUUUCAGCACAAAAUUUCAGCCUAGAAGACUAUUUUUCUACAGUAAUCUAACAAGUUGAUCCAUUUUUUCGGAAUUUUUGGCACAAUUUUCUUUCUAGACCAAAAUUUUGCGCUGAAAAUCAUGGAAACGCUGAAAAUUUCUAGAAAUCAAGAAUUUCAUGAUUUUCAGCACAAAAUUUCAGCCUAGAAGACUAUUUUUCUACAGUAAUCUAACAAGUUGAUCCAUUUUUUCGGAAUUUUUGGCACAAUUUUCUUUCUAGACCAAAAUUUUGCGCUGAAAAUCAUGGAAACGCUGAAAAUUUCUAGAAAUCAAGAAUUUCAUGAUUUUCAGCACAAAAUUUCAGCCUAGAAGACUAUUUUUCUACAGUAAUCUAACAAGUUGAUCCAUUUUUUCGGAAUUUUUGGCACAAUUUUCUUUCUAGACCAAAAUUUUGCGCUGAAAAUCAUGGAAACGCUGAAAAUUUCUAGAAAUCAAGAAUUUCAUGAUUUUCAGCACAAAAUUUCAGCCUAGAAGACUAUUUUUCUACAGUAAUCUAACAAGUUGAUCCAUUUUUUCGGAAUUUUUGGCACAAUUUUCUUUCUAGACUGAAAUUUCGCGCUGAAAAUCGUGGAAUUGCUGAAAAUCACUAGAAAUUGAGAUUUUCAUGAUUUUCAGCACAAAAUUUCAGCCUAAAACAUUAUAUUUUCUACAGUAAUAUAACAAGUUGACCCAUUUUUUCGGAAUUUUCGGGCACAAUUUUCUUCGAAGAUUUUCUAGGCUGAAAUUUUGCGCUGAAAAUCGUGGAAUUGCUGAAAAUCACUGAAAAUCGAUUUUUCUAUGAUUUUCAGCACAAAAUUUCAGCCUAGAAGACUAUUUUCUACAGUAAUCUAACAAGUUGAUCCAUUUUUUCGGAAUUUUCGGCACAAUUUUCUUCUAGGCCAAAAUUUUGCGCUGAAAAUCGUGGAAAUGCUGAAAAUCGCUGAAAAUCAGUUAUUCCACAAGUUUCAGCACGAAAUUUCAGUCUAGAACACUAUUUUUUUUCUACAGUAAUCCAGUUGAUCCAUUUCUUCGAAAUUUUUGGCACAAUUUUCUUCUAGACCAAAAUUUUGCGCUGAAAAUCGUGAAAUUGCUGAAAAUCACUAGAAAUCAAGAAUUUCAUGAUUUUCAGCACAAAAUUUCAGCCUAGAACAUUAUAUUUUCUACAGUAAUCCGGUUGAUCCAUUUUUUCGGAAUUUUUGGCACAAUUAUCUUUCUAGACCAAAAUUUUGUGCUGAAAACGCUGAAAAUUCCAGAAUCCGUGCAAUGUUACGCAAAAAUCCAGGGCUACGAUUUUCUGCGCGUCAUGGACGACAAAUUCAACUGCAAUCAUAAAGACGUGGGUUUUUUCUGGUUCGAAAUUUUUUUUUUCAAAAAAAAAAAAAAAAAAUUUCAGAAAUUUUUCCGUCGUCAUUGUGUGGCCGCAAAAAUCCUGCCAAAAUAUGACGCGAUUCUAUUUCUAGACGCUGAUAUUGGAGUGGUUAAUCCGAAAAAGUUGGUUUUCUAGGCCUAAAAGGCCCCCUAAAGCCCGAUUUUUCCAGAAGAAUCGAGGAAUACAUGGAUGACAAUAUUGAUGUCACAUUUUAUGACCGAUUUUAUAAUUGGGAAAUUAUGGCUGGAAGUUAUAUUGCUAGAAAUACACCGUAUGCUGUGAAAUUGCUGAAAGGUUCGAGCUGAAAUUGAAAUCUGAGCUGAAAUUCGAGAUUUUUCAGAUUUCGCUGAUUAUGAAUAUCAAUUACCGAAUAGUUUUCAUGGAACUGAUAAUGGAGCAAUUCAUGUGAGUUUUUUGGGGGGCCUGAAGCCUGGAAAAGCCUGGAAAAGCCUUGGGAAGCCUUGGGAAGCCUUCUAAAGCCUAUUUUUCGAGUUUCGAUAAGCCUAGGAAUUUUUCAGCCUCAAAACCCAAACUUCCAGUCAAAAAUUCGAAAUUUUCAGCUAAAUUUAGUCAAUUUUCAAUGAAAAACUAGAUUUUUCAGCUAUUUCUAUCAAUUUUCAACCCAAAAAACCAAAUUUCUAGUCAUUUUCAGCUAAAAAUUGCAAUUUUGUUUGGAAAUUUGAGCAAAAAUGAGCAAUUUCAGGUCAAAAAUCUGAAAUUUUCAGCCAAAAUUCCAAAAUUUUCCUGAAAAAACACAAAAUUUCACCCGAAAAACGAAAAAAAACCGAAAAAUGAAAAAUGCGCUAAACAACAGGCAAGCCGUCAUUCAGCGGAGUGUCGUUGUGAAAAAUGCGUUUUUUUUUUUGAGAAAAAUCGAUUUUUGAGCGAAAAUUGAUGGAAAAAUGGAAUUUUGGAGGGAAAUUUGGGAAAAAAUAGGAUUUUUAGUGAAUUUUGAGCCGCUAAAUUGAAAAAAAAAAUCAGUUUCAGGCUUCUGGAGCCCCCUUGAGCCUUCUGAAGCCUCCUGAAGCCUUCUUAAGCCUUCUGAAGCCCCCUAAAGCCCCCUAGAGCCCCCUAAAUCUCCAGCUUUUCCUCGCCAAACAACUUCUACCCAAUGCCAGUGUGGAAAUCGAGAAUUGCGAAAAAAUCUACAAAAAAUCGGUGGAUUUUGUGGAUGUUUUCACCUACGAAGCUUGUAUCAGAUCCAUUUUUGGAGUCUCGGAAAAAUUCGGAAAAGUUCGAAUUUUGAAAAAAGGAACAGGAUGGGCACGGGAUGAUUGGUUGAGUUCAGGAAUUUGGAAUCAGGAGCGAGAUUUUAUGUUGCAUGGUUGGAAAAUGAAUCAAUUGGUGGAAGUUCCGGAGGGCGAGAAGAUCAGGUGAGUUCUAGAAAUAUUUUUUUUAAAAAACUACGAUGCUCCACGAUUACGUUCAUGAUUUUCAGCACAAAAUUUCAACCUAGAAACUUAUUUUCAGCUUUUGAAUAUCUUCUAGACUGAAAUUUUGUGCUGAAAAUUACUGACCUGCUGAAAAUCACUAGAAAUCAAUGUUUCUAUGAUUUUCAGCACAAAAUUUCAGUCAGGAAAAUGUUUUUUUUUUGAUAGAGAAAUCUGAAAAUUUUCACUUGAAUUUAAUUUUAGGUCAAAAGUAUGUUUCUUGACUCAAAUGUUGCUUUGAAACUCAUGGAAUUGCUCAUUUUCAGUAAUUUUCAGCAUUUCCACGAUUUUCAGCGCAAAAUUUCAGCUGGGAAAGUUUUUUGGCUGAAAUUUUUUCUGAAAAUUUUGAAUUUUUCAUGAAAAAAUUAAUUUCAGGUCAGAAAAAUGUUUCUAGACUGAAAUUUUGCGCUGAAAACCGUGAAAAUGCUGAAAAUCGCUGAAAAUCGAUGUUUCUAUAAUUUCCAGCACAAAAUUUCACUCUAGAAACUCAAUUUUCUACAGUAAUUAGGUUGAUCCAUUUUUUCGGAAUUUUUGGCACAAUUUUCUUUCUGCGCUGAAAUUUUGUGCUGAAAAUUGUGAAAAUGCUGAAAAUCAUUAGAAAUUGAAGUUUUCAUGAUUUUCAGCACAAAAUUUCAGCCUAGAAACUCAAUUUUCUACAGUAAUCUGGUUGAUCCAUUUUUUCGGCACAACUUUCUUUGAUCUUCUAGACCAAAAUUUUGUGCUGAAAUUUGUGAAAUUGCUGAAAAUCGCUGAAAAUCAAUGUUUCUAUGAUUUUCAGCACAAAAUUUCAGCCUAGAAACUUAUUUUCUCACAAAAUUCACAUGCCGUAACUGCGGAGUGUCGUAAUUUUUUCCAGCCCCACGCGAAUGAAAACCGAUCAAUGGUACAAUCCAUUCCUGGGCCCAUUCGACAUCUCAAAAUGCUCCCCACAAAACGCCACGUGGCAAUAUGACGUCAGACUUAUCGGAACUCGCCAAGCCAUUGAGAAAAAUCUCCUGGAUUUUGAGAAAGAGGUGGCACUUGAACAAUUGAAAUCCUUUUCGAGAAUUCUGAAUUUGCUGGGCCUGAAAUAG
Molecule: messenger RNA, 4991 nt
Organism: Caenorhabditis angaria
Lineage: Eukaryota; Metazoa; Nematoda; Chromadorea; Rhabditida; Rhabditidae
Source: the annotation of a GenBank genome assembly